Molecule: messenger RNA, 285 nt
Organism: Dracunculus medinensis (Guinea worm)
Lineage: Eukaryota; Metazoa; Nematoda; Chromadorea; Rhabditida; Dracunculidae
Source: the annotation of a GenBank genome assembly
AUGCAAGUAAUAUUAAAUAACGUGUCAGAAACUGCAGCAAGAAUCGGACUCAGGAUCAAUGUAAAUAAAACGAAAGUCUUUUCGUCUUAUGUGCAAGAAGCUAAUAAAAUGCCUCUUUUUGUAAAUUCAUUGCCGGUUGAAGAAGUGUUUGAUUUCAAAUACCUUGGGUCCACUCUAAUACCAAAUGGACAGGCAAAAGAUGAUAUUAUAACUCGGACCACGGCAGCUAGAAAUGCUUCCUUCCGGUUUCUUCCGGUUGACGAAACCUUUAUGGAAUCGUCGUGA